Phytomonas sp. EM1 is the source of this 636-nucleotide messenger RNA. NCBI's taxonomy places the organism in Eukaryota, Euglenozoa, Kinetoplastea, Trypanosomatida, Trypanosomatidae. The record is from the annotation of a GenBank genome assembly.
AAAUGUACAGAAAAACCAUAAAACGUCUUGUUGCUGCCGGUAGCGGGCCGUUUGAUCCCUAUAAAAUACUGGGGAUUAGCCCUUCAGCCUCCAAAGAUGAAAUCAAGCGAGCGUAUCAUCGAUUAGCGCUUCGGUAUCAUCCGGAUGGCGGCCCAGAGGGCAAUGCUGAGCGCUUUGCUGCCGUCCAUGAAGCGUACGAGGCAGUGAAAAGUGGCCAAUGGAAGCCGAUAGCGGAGCAAAUGCGAACGACAACCCAAGGAGAAGCUUACGGAUGGGAUCCUGGGAUGAGGAUGUACGUCUACGAAAAGCCUGGCUCUACCACCGAAAACUACGUUUCCGGGCAUACGCAGACAAUCCUCAGACUUUGCAUGGUGUGGUGCUUUCUUUUUUUUGUGGUUCGCAUUUCCUUGUUUUAUGUUUUCCCUAAUCAUACUAAUAACAAUGGUGAUCAAAUAUUAAAUGACUUGCACGCGGAUCGCACCUGUGCGUCACGUGUCUCUGUUAGUGGUGACUCUAUCCAUGAUGAUGAAGCUGAAUUCAAGUGGGCUGUAGGUAUGCACGGGGAUACUGGCCCUCAACCUGCCAACUUUGUUGAUUCUCUUCCACGUAGGACUUGAAAGACGGUGAUGGGGUGUA